Molecule: messenger RNA, 2636 nt
Organism: Lymnaea stagnalis (great pond snail)
Lineage: Eukaryota; Metazoa; Mollusca; Gastropoda; Lymnaeidae
Source: the annotation of a GenBank genome assembly
UCUGAAAAGGAUGCUCACCCCACUUUUAUUCGAGUGAUUCCCCCUGACACCUACCACAUCAAGGCUCUCCUCUACUUCCUGAAAAUGAACAGGUGGUUCCAUUACUCCGUGCUGGUCGAGGAUGACGAGCAGGGCCGGUCUUCCCUCAAAGUGCUCAGGGGUUACGCCAGCAAGUAUGGCAUGUGCAUCUGCACCAUCAUCAAAGUCUCAGAGCUGGCAGACUACGAGAGCACGAUCCAAACGCUCCUCGGGUGCAGCGCCAAGGUCGUCGUGGUCAUGAUAUCAAAGGAAUCCGCCAAAGUUCUCGUAGACGCGAUCGAGUCGUACGGGGCCGCGGGCAAGCUCCUGUGGAUUGGCAACGACAACUGGUUGGAGCACAUGUAUUUCACCAAGCCCAUGGAAGGACUCAUAGUCGUAUCCCCAAGCUCAAUCGACCUCCCGGGUUUUGUUGACUACUACAAACAGUUGGGUAUCACAAACAAAAAUCCGUGGUUCAGGAAGGCUUUUGAAAUUCUGCUGGAGUGUACAAACAACGCUUGCAUGCGGAAAUACUUGUCAAUAGUCGCCGGAAAGCUGACACUGUCCAACGCUGAUAUUUAUGACUCGGUAAUGAUUUACGCCAGAGCUUUACACACGAUGCUUCACGAGAAAUGCCCGAAAUUUGUUUCUCAGGGCAACACUUCGGAAACAAAGAAAUGCUUCAAAGCCAAUUGGGUUACUUUGACGGCGUAUCUCAAGAAAGUUAGCUUCAAAGGUGCAUCGGGACACAUAUCGAUAGACAGCAAAGGUAACAAGCUCUCAGAGAUAUACGUCUACCAGACAGUUAAAGACGACGUCAUCGCCCAAGUGCCAAAAGAAGAAAAAUUUGCCAUUUACCACAAUAUGCCUUCCAAAGUGGUCAAAGUGGCCAAGUAUGACAUUCCGAACGAUAAGAUUUAUCCACUGCACCAGAUAACAUACUCAUCAUUUAAUUUUAAUUUGCAAGAGCUUUUCAUAGAAGCCAAAUGUAAGGCCCCAUGCGCAGCCAAUGAGUACAAGCACUAUAUCCGGAAAUGUUGCUGGAUCUGCAAACGGUGCCAGGACAAUGAGCGCGUCAGUGAGAACGACACUGCCUGCCAGAAAUGCCCUUAUUUGGAAUGGCCGGCGAUGAACAAUCUCAAACUGAGUACAUGCAAGGAGAUAACGGCCGUGACCUUUGACUGGACGUCUCCAGUGACAUUCUCACUACUUAUCAUGGCCGGCUUGGGCAUCUUCAUGGUGCUGUGCAUACUCAUAACCCUUUGGGUUAUCUACAGGCCGAAAAUGUUAGAUUUUGGGAGUUUCUCGGUGAAUAUUGUCCAGCUGCUGGCCAUCAUCUGGGGCUAUGUUGCUAUCCCCAUGCUCCUGCUGAGACCUUCCGUCUUGAAUUGCAACGCCGGGCUUAUCCUUUUCGAGAUCAGCUUCAACGUAGUGUAUUUGUCGUUGCUGAUCCAAUCCGUGGACGUCUACAGAAACUGUAGGAGAAUCAUCGAGCCGUAUGAACUAGAGUACACCAGUACCCCGUAUCAGAUUGGCUUCAUCAUUGUGCUGCUCACUAUUGAGGUAAGGGUCACUUAUCCAAUUUGUUUUAUGGUUUAACUGUUAACUGUGCAUUUAAGAACAUUGGAAAAUAACCGCACCCAACAGCAAUAAACACAACAUAAACAUUCAUUUCUUUUAGCUUCACUGUAAACAAAGGCUAUGGCGUGUAAUUUUGUUUCUUCCUGACAAGUUAAUAUACAUAAGAAAUACUAGAAAUAAACCACUAAACAGUUGCGGCGGUAUACCGCGAACUUCCCAGUAUGCUUAGGUUACUUGAUAAAAUAAGCAUUCAAGUAACGCACUUUAUAAGUAUCCCAAUUAGUACCAACUUCUGGGAAAUUUUAUUUUGAGCACGGCGUUGCAGCCAUGCAUACACACCUAGAAAAGUAUUAUUUGUGAUUUCAUUGAACCGUUGCCAAGUCAGAAAGCAUUCCUCUACUCGGCAGGGUCUCACCAUGGCUUUCAUACACUACCACUUCCCCAUCAUUCCACUGGAGUUUCAACCGGUGGCGAGCAUCAAGUACGCGGAGCUCAUCUGUGAGAUCCCCACACCGCACAUCAUCGCCUUCCUCAUCUUUAACGUCGGCGUUCUGCUGCUCUGCUCCAUCUUCGCUCUCAAGUCCCAGAACGAUCCGUACGGCUUACAGCAGAGCCGGCUGGUCGCCAUGUUUGUAGUGCUGGCCAUGAUCAUGUGGAUCGCCUUCAUGCCGGCGUACUUCACGUCAGUCCACAAGCAGAUGCAGACGUACUUCCGCAUCAUGGCCAUUUUAUUCAACCAUUCGAGUGCUCUGGUCGUCAACUUUUCCCCGUUCGUCUUUGGUCUCAUCUACAAGAAGUACCCCGACAGCAGACGGCCGAGUUACCACAGUUCCUCACUGUCAUCGGGUCACAGCGGAAUGAGGAAAAAAUCCACGUACCCCAGCCUUACCAGGCCCAAAUACGAACACAGGAAGUCGACUGUAAAGUUUGAGGACAACCUGACGAGUUCUCACAAAAUUUCCCCCCAACCCACAGAUGGCUCAAGGGAAGCAGACGGCGAGGGGCCGUCAACGGCGGUAUGAAGAUUUUAAUAGGCA